AUGUAAUUAAGUUUAUAAGCACCAACUGAUUAUGAUACUUCAUACUGAUUAUAUCCGGCAACUUAUAAAACAUUGAUGGAUAAUAUAAUAAAUAUUACUUAGUGAUGCCAAAAUUGGCUGAUCAAGUGGAUAUGUUUACAGUCCACCAAACCAGUACACUUAACAGUAACCGAUACAAUGAGCUUAAAAAGAUUUUUGCACUGGCACUACCUACCAUGAUUUCACAACUCUUACGCUUCACUAAUCCUUCAAUCAGUGUAAUGGUCUGUGGACAUUUAAGUCGAGAAGAAUUAGACGCUUCAUCGUUGGCUAACUGUAUAAUCAAUAUUUUUGGUUUAAGCAUUGAUACAGGAUUUUCAAGUGCCUGUGAUACACUUUUCUCUCAAGCAUAUGGAAGUCGCAAUCGUGAACUCAUAGGGACACUGCUUCAACGAGCUUUAUGUGUUGUAUGUCUAAUGUACAUGACAUUGGUGUGUAUACAUUUGAAUAUUGAAACAGUAUUAUUAUUACUUGGUCAAAAUCCUUUAACUGCAUCCCUUACAUCAGAAUAUAUUGUAUACUUUUUGCCUGGUCUUGGGUUUGAUUUUUUAUUUUUAACAUUUGCACGAUACUUACAAACACAAAAUAUUAUUCAACCCAUUGUAUAUUCAACAUUUACAGGAACAGUUUUUAAUAUGUUUGCACAGUAUUAUUUUAUUGUUCAUUUAAACUAUGGGCUACGCGCUUCCGCUAUAUGCCUGUCCUUAUCGUUUGGUUGUAUGUUUCUUUGCGAAUUGGGAUAUAUAUUAGCUUCCAAAGUUUAUAAGGAAACAUGGAGUGGAUUCAAAUUAAAUUCUGCACUCAGUAAUUGGAGUAUAUUUUUCAAAUUGGGAAUUCCUGGUGUUUUAAUGGUGGCACUAGAAGAAUGGUGUUUUGAAAUGAUGACAUUAAUGGCUGGCACUCUGGGAAGCGUAACUCUGGGAGCUCAGGCAAUCGUGUUUCAGAUUCAGUCAAUAAUAUAUAUGGUUCCUCUUGGACUGUUCACAGCAGUAAAUAUUCGUGUUGGUCAAAGACUUGGUGCAUUUGAUCCAGUUGGUGCUCGUUAUGUAUACUUCACUGCGUUAACAAUCAUUUCUAUAGUUGCAUUAUUUACUGGUUUACCUGUUGUACUCUUACGACAUUACAUUCCUUAUAUGUUCACAUCGGAUGAAGAAGUUUGUUCAUUAGCCAGUCAGCUUUUACCAAUGCUUUUACUAUUCCAGUUUCUUGAAGGAUUUGCUGGUGUAUCAGAGGCUAUUUUACUAGCUUGUGGGCGUCAAAGUCUUGGAGCAAUUACGAUAUUUUUAGGUUAUUAUUGCACUGGGAUGCCAAUUGCUGCAUUACUAACUUAUCAGACAUCACUUGGAAUAUUAGGAUCAUGGAUAGGUUUAACCAUUGGUUUUGGAUUAACGACUAUGGUUUACACAAUACUUGCAUUGAGAACAGAUUGGACUAAACAAGUUAAACAAGCUAGAAACAAUGUUACAGAAAUAUCAUCUGUUUAUUCGACAAAUAAUAAUGAACAAUAUAAAUAUCACUGCUUAGAUAUAAAAAAUGAAAGUGCUGAUGCUUCCAAUCUAACAUUAUUUGAACAAUCUACUAUGAUCACAGAAAAUUUAUCACAAUAUUAUAAAAUGAAAUUUUCCAAAAAAAUAAAAUGUAUAGAAUUAACUUCAAAUUAUUUAUGGUUUAAAUGUAUUAUAAUUUUUAUUUUUUUAAUACUACUUAUUAUAUCAUUGUAUAUACGUUUCUUCUAUUCUAUUCCAUUAUGGUAUACAUAUUGUAAUGAACAAGUGAAUUUAUUAGAUAAAUCAUCAUUUUGUAUACGUAUUAUGCCAAUAAAUAAUUAUUUAUUACAACCUAAUAAUAAUAUAACUCAUUUAUUAAUGGAUAAUAUGACAUUAUGAGAAAUUUCAAAAACACAGAUUCAAACAACAUUAAUAUACUACUUAUUUGCAUUGUUUUGCUUGUUUUUUUUUGUUUUUGUUUUUUGUUGUUGUUAUUUUCAGUGUUUGUUCUUUUUUUGUGAACAAAUAAACUAAAGAUUCUUUUCAUUUGAUCAUCAAUUGGAUACAUAUAUAUUUUACUCAUCUUAAUUACUAAUUCUGAUUUAUGUAAUUGUUCAUAUGUUUUCUUAUACUGAAAAAAGGACAAUAUUAUAAUCCUUAACAAUCAUUAAUAAUAGAUAAGUUUGAAAUAACUUAUUUCAUCAAUUAAAUUUAUUAUUUCUGAUCUCUAUUAUGUUUGUAUACUUUAGAAAUACAUAUGUAUAGGAUAUAUAUCUUGAUUUAUGUAUAUUUGAACCUAUUUUAUAAAAAGAAAUCUAAUAAACACUUUUUAUCACU
This is a messenger RNA of Schistosoma guineensis, 2363 nucleotides long. NCBI's taxonomy places the organism in Eukaryota, Metazoa, Platyhelminthes, Trematoda, Strigeidida, Schistosomatidae. The record is from the annotation of a GenBank genome assembly.